AGUGUAGCCCCAGCAGUGCCACCUAUCAGUGCCCAUCAAUGCCAGCUAUCAUUGCCCAUCAAUGCCACCUGUUAGUGCCCAUCAGUGCCUCCUAUCAGUGCCAGUCAGUGCCACCUAUCAGUGCCCGUCAGUGCCGCCUAACAGUGCCAGUCAGUGCCACCUAAUAGUGCCAGUCAGUGUCACCUAAUAGUGCCAGUCAGUGCCACCUAUCAGUGCCAGUCAGUGCCGCCUAUCAGUGCCAUAUAUGAGUGCUGCCUUUCAGUGCCCAUCAGUGAUG
This is a messenger RNA of Staurois parvus, 277 nucleotides long. The record is from the annotation of a GenBank genome assembly. Lineage: Eukaryota; Metazoa; Chordata; Amphibia; Anura; Ranidae.